AAAGGGAUUUGGAGGAUUCAUACAGUGGUGAACGAUGAAUUGCUUUUUAUGCUUCAAGCCUGAGAAGAAGAUGGCAUUGAGGAGGAUGGAGUGGGCGGGCCCGGUUGCAAAUACAGCCACCUCAAUGGGAUCCGGAGCACCCCUCCAGGAAUCUGAAUCGAAAGAGCAAUCAUCUGAAUUAAGAGCAAACGGUGAACCUGCCGAAAGUUCUUCCACGGCCAAAGCUGCAAAAGCAUUCACGUUCCGUGAGCUAGCAACAGCCACCAAGAACUUCCGCUUUGACUGCCUUAUUGGAGAAGGGGGCUUUGGCAAGGUCUACAAGGGCCAGCUUGAAAAUGGCCAGGUUGUAGCUGUCAAGCAACUAGACCUGAAUGGAUUUCAAGGCAACAGAGAGUUCCUAGUUGAAGUCUUGAUGCUUAGCCUCUUGCACCAUCCGAACCUCGUCAGCUUGGUAGGCUAUUGCGCAGACGGAGAACAAAGGCUACUGGUGUACGAGUACAUGCCCCUUGGUUCGCUUGCAGACCACCUGCUGGAUCUCACUUCUGACCAAAUACCACUGAGCUGGCAUAAAAGGAUGAAGAUUGCUCACGGAACCGCCAAGGGGCUCGAAUACCUCCAUGAGAAGGCGAACCCGCCGGUCAUCUAUCGUGAUCUCAAGUCCCCCAACAUCCUUCUUGAUGAAGAAUACAACCCUAAACUCUCAGACUUUGGGCUCGCAAAGCUCGGCCCUGUUGGGGAAAAGACACACAUCUCAACUCGGGUGAUGGGCACAUAUGGGUACUGCGCUCCAGAAUACAUAAAAACAGGCCAGCUAACUAUCAAGACUGAUGUUUACAGUUUUGGGGUUUUCCUACUUGAGUUGAUCACGGGAAAAAGAGCUGUCGAUUCCGCUAGACCAGGACGUGAUCAAAUCUUGAUUAACUGGGCAAAACCCAUGAUCAGGGAUAGGAGGAGGUACCAUGAGCUAGUAGACCCUCUUCUUAGAGGUGAAUACGCAGAAAGAGAUUUGAGCCAGGCGGUGGGUGUGGCAGCAAUGUGCCUAGAGGAGGAAGACUCUGUUCGGCCAUACAUGAGUGACGCUGUUGUCGCACUGGGGUUCCUAGCAGAAGCGCCUUCUGGCUGUGAAGAGACGACUAGUACUGUACCCCAAAACAAACUGGUUGAAGAUCACUCAUUAACUGAUAGCAUUAAGCCAGAUGAGAGCACAUUUGAUCGUCAACGAGCUGUUGCUGAAGCCAUCGAGUGGGGCGCCAUGAGGCACAAACAGAAAGCUCAAAUUCAAGGGAAGACAACUCAAUCUCAAUGCAUUACAGAUCCUACUGAACCCGAGAGGAUGUAAAAAGCCAGAACAUUACCCAUGUGCUAAGUUUUUUAGGUUCCCCUAACUUGUAGCUUUCCAGAUUUGUGCCACCUUAGGGCUGAAUUGUCGUCAUAUAGGAA
Molecule: messenger RNA, 1440 nt
Organism: Brachypodium distachyon (stiff brome)
Lineage: Eukaryota; Viridiplantae; Streptophyta; Magnoliopsida; Poales; Poaceae
Product: probable serine/threonine-protein kinase PBL25
Exons: 5
Coding region: 35-1339 (434 amino acids)
Biological process (GO): protein phosphorylation
Molecular function (GO): ATP binding; protein kinase activity
Source: RefSeq, a predicted model, not a curated record